UGCCGGUAAUUGUUCAAAAUUAACCCCUAUUGAACGGUUUAUAUCAGAAAUAAACAAUAAAUUACGUACUUAAACCGAAAAGUUGGUAAAUUUUGGAUUACCAAGAGUAAUGGCGUAAGAUUAAAUGGGUUGAUUUAUUAUGGCUGCCUUUGAUGAUACGACUGGACCCGAACUUGACUUAUUUGCCGGACAUAGCUGGACGGAUUGGCAGAAUGCUGUGGAGUCAGAUACUGGGGCUGGAGGCAAUGAUAGCAGCCCUGAUAGUGUUUCAACUCGACAAGACAAAGAAGUGGCAAAACUUAAAAGACAAGACUUAGGGUUGUUUGGAUUUUGUCCAGCGAAAGAUCAUUUCUACGUUGUUGUUUGCAGCCACUGUGGUUCGCCCGUUAAACCUCAGGCUUUUAACUUUCAUAUUGAAAAACACCACAAAGAGAAAAGCAAAAACCCGGAGUUCGUGAAGAAACCUCGUAUUCGCUCUGAUAAUGAUGUCAUGGUUACCACGGAUACGUACAGGACUUCCCCGUCGCGACACAAACUUGAAAAGUCUGAAGUUUUCCGAGAUUUCGAUCUCAAACCCCACAGUGUUGCGAGAUUAAAAUCGGCUCCAAAUCAAGUGAAGAUUCCUCCAGUGCUUGUGAAUUCUGCCUCGGUUUGCGGCAACACUGGCCACCAUGUCCAGAGGGAUAAGAACCACUUCAAGAAGAAUGAGGAUCAUCAUAGAUUCUCCUCCGCGAAGAUCAAUCGAAUGAAACCGGACCUUGUGAGGAAGAUCAGCGACGUAGACAAGCGAGGACACACCAAUAAACUUCAUAAACUCGCAAAGAAGAACCACAUCGUUGAACAAAACCCUACGAGGUCGUUCGUAGACGCAGCGAAAGUUGUCAGUUCGAAUGAAACGUUGACAGCGGUAGCGAACAUUAAACAAGGGGAGAAAGAGGAACGCUCGCUUAAAAUUCAAUUUUCUGUCCCAGAGAAAGUCCAUCUUGCCUCCCCCCCACACAGGCAGCACAAACAUAAAUACAAUCCACAGCUGGAUAUUGUCAAAACAUCUGACAGGGGGAAUACCCCAAACCAGGCCCACAACGGUGCUACUACUAAUAAAGUGUUGCCAAAACCAAAGAAAAUUCUGCCUUUAAAAGCCAGGGAAUACGACCCUGAUCGACACUGUGGUGUUUGGAUAGCAGACGAACAAACUAACUGUACGAGGUCUCUUACCUGUAAGUCACAUUCAAGAAGUAUUAAACGGAAAGUCACAGGCCGAAGGAAAACCUUUGAUGAGUUAGUUGUGGAUCAUGCAAGAGCAAAGAUAAGAUUGAAAGAAAAAUCUUCCCAACAGUUGAAUUCACUCCCUACAAAAACAGUGGACCAACGAGCAACAAAAGCGGAAUCGAAGAUAUCUCCGAAUACCCACAAUGCAGUUGGGCAUCUAGGUGGAGCUAGAGCGCAGAGUUCGAUCACCCCACCCAAGUCCAAAUCUUCAUUUUCACUUUUUCCCAGAUCUUCCACUCCUCGCUACAUCGAUUGUUGGGAGGAUUCCUCAUUCGAUCCGGAUGCAACUCUUCCUCCUCAUCUGUCUUCUCAGUCUCAACCUCCAAUGCCAUCUACUGUAUGUCGAUUCGCAUCCCGAACGUUGGAUUCAUUCCACUCCCCAUACAACCACAACUCUGACCUCCAGUGGCGAACGUUUACGUCCUCGUUCACGCAAGCCAACUUCGCUCGACAGUUGCUGAAACAAAGUCGUUCCAACGUAACUCAGGGCAAAACCAACUUUUCGUUCGUUCCAAUGAACUCAGCGUCGAACCAUAUCCAGGAAAGCAACGAAACCAACUCGAAUCCCUGCGACUGUGAUGUCACAAGCGACAUUGAAUCAAUUGAGCAACCUCACAAUAAAAGGUGCGUUUCCGCUCCAGCGCCCAGGACUUUAAAAUCCUACAGUGCUGAUGUCACAAUGCGACAUAAAAGGACGACCUCUAGCGCACCUAAUGGAAAUAAGACGCAACCAUCAGAUAAAGUCGGGGCCUCCAAUGGGGCAGAACGAUUACAGCCCCCCUUCGAAGCCCCGGGAAAACCCCGGUCUACCUCGUUACCCACCCACGAGGGGAAAGUCCCCUCACCCCACAUAACGGUCACCCACUUUAAGAAACCAGCGGGGAAUCCCCUGAAUGAGGUCAUCGCAAGGUCACCGAAGAAAAAGAAAACUACGAUGAAACAAAGGAAGUCGCUGACACGUUCGUACACCCAACCAACCAAACUAACCAACAAUCACAUUCAUGAUAAUACGAAUGCUCAUCUAAGCAAGGAAAUUAUUAAAAGAUCCAAAUCGACAGACGUCCCAUCCAGUUUAAUAAACGAAACAACAGAAUUCCAACUCCAACCUCCAACUUCAUCUAUAAACUUUGUUAAGAAAGAUCCCACGUCCCCAAUGAAUGGAAUUUCAACGAACGUGAUCAACUACCACCCAUGGCCGCAUAAAGUUACGUUAUCUGGUGCUAUAGGUGCACUCAGGAGGAAUAGUGCUGGGAAAAAUGAAGAUAUUAUGAAAAUACAUCAAAAGCAAGGUGACAUCACGGAAAUUCCCCGUAACCAUAACAACUCAAACAGCUAUGACCUCACAAAGGAGUUAACCCCCGUGGUUGACGGCGAGAGUGAACGAUCCGCUCACAUUGACACGCUUCAGUCGUUGCUCCUCGAUAACACUACCCCCACUAGUGGAAUACUAGUCGAGGCGGCCGACAAAACGGGGGUGCGAGAAAAUUCCGAAGAAAAUUCAAAACGGACGAAUUUUUGUCAAAUCGGGGAAUUAUUGUCGCUUCUCGAUCAAGGAAAUGCUGAGUCGUCAUCGCAGGAUCUCGCUUCAUUUUCGUUUCGUGACUCAGCGAUAUUUGAGCCGUCGAAUCUCGCGAAUUCCUGACCAUGGAUAACAUAUUUGAACCAUAGGCGCCGAGCUUUUAUAAAUGCAGGGGAGGCAGGGGUGGUUGGAUGCCUCAAUUCUAUGGUUUAUAAAAACAAAGUUGGUUGUAAUGUUUACUGAUUAAUAAUGUGCAAAAAAAUCCAGGGUUGCUUGUCUACCCUGCCACCCCAGUUUAAAACAUCCAUGACACAGGAGAGGCAAGGAUAGUUAGACGCUUAAUCCUGUAAAUUCUUAUGUUUAAUAAUAAAUUCAAAAUUCCAGGGUUGACCUGCCCACCCUGCCACCCCAGGUUCGGCGCCUAUGGGCCCCUAACUCACAGAGAUCAUAUUUUAUUGUUCUGUCUUUCUUACCAACUGUGUUCCGCUUUGCACUACAACGCACACAGUGGUACUUCACCAACCAACAUGGGUGCUCAAAACUAUUUGUGCAAAAUAUUAUUUUUUUAAUCAAAAA
Ciona intestinalis (vase tunicate) is the source of this 3364-nucleotide messenger RNA. Lineage: Eukaryota; Metazoa; Chordata; Ascidiacea; Phlebobranchia; Cionidae. The record is from RefSeq and is a predicted model, not a curated record.